AUGCCGUUGCGCAAAGAGCCCUCAACGCCUCGCUCAGCUGCCUUCGAUUCUCGCCUCAGCCCGAACAACAAUGCGAACUCAGCUGCGCUGGCACCAUUGAUCCCGUUCAGACCCGGUCAGACGUCGUUGCGCAACCAGGCCAUUCUCACCGAAGACGAGUACACUUCGGCGCUAUCUUCGAUCAUCAAGCGCAAUUUCUUCCCUGGGCUGGAUCGGAUCACUGCCGAGAAUGAGUAUCUGGCUGCGGUGGAGUCGGAGGAGCCAGCGCGCGUUCGAGCUGCGUUGGACCGCUUGUUGCAGCUUGACCGGCGAGGUGCGGCAUCGCAGUCGAGGGUAAAGCGGGCACGCAAAGGAGAGUCGAACACUACGCCAGCAGUGAUCAGUGAAAGGGGCGAGUGGGACGAUACACCGAUCGCGUCUGGCUCUUCCUCGAGGAUAUUCAACCCGACAUUCACUCCUGCUGCUUCCACACCCGGGUUGAGCCAUGUCGACCAGGCAGAGGACCAAGACAUCUCCUCAGGCAUCGAGCCAGAUCUCAAUCUCUCCCUGGCAGGGUUUCAAGGGCGGUAUACAUCUGAAGACAACGCAAGCUUCUCACAGCUGCUCGAUCGCGAUAACCAAACACGCAAACGCAAGCACGCCCACCUCUUUGCACGCGAACGAGCCUCCGAGCAGCGCCGGAAACAAAUCAUCCAAGCAGAGGAACACGAUGCACAAAAGGGGAAGCAGCUCGCUAUCGACGCCAACCCGGACCAUCCAAAGCUGCUCGAGCAGGCGAAACCUUCCCUCCUCAUAGAAGCAAGCGAAGCAAAGAAACCCGAGCACAAUUUAGCGCCGCCUAAAAGCGGAAAAGACGCGAUGGACGACCUCAUACUCGUCUCCGAACCACGCCACGACGAUCGACAAGCACCCACCGCUCUCAAUCGAUGGAAAUACACUGCACGCAACCCUCUCAUGUACGGCGCCGAUGCCAACGAGUCUUAUCUGCACGCACGUCCCGCUCCACUCACGCCUACCACGGAUCAGCCCAAGCCGACGACCAACUUUGCCGCGCUCCGGCUGCCCUCCGAAUCCGAUGGUCUCGCAGAGACCGAGGAGAGCGAAGCCGGCUGGUCGCCGAGCAGUUCGCGUGUCGAUGAGGCUAUUCGGCGGGGACGAGCCGGGUCGUUUGCGUCUUCGAUCGGCUCCAAAGGCGCUGCUUUGGAAGAGACGCCGAAAGUCAAUGGGUACGGGUUUGUCACACCGUACUCGACGCCCCAGCACAGUGUCUCGCAUGCAGAGGACGCGCACCUGCGUAUCUACAACGCGAUAAAGGCUAAGCACCUUGCCGAGCCGCUUUUGUCAACGAGUACGCCUGCGGGCAGUGGAUUCCAAUUACCACAGUUGGGCAGACGCGAGGAGCUGGCUCAGAAGCUCGCCUCGACCGCCUCGCCGGCAGCGGGAGCAGCGACGCCGUACGGCAAAGCGAGCAAAGCCAAGUAUGCCGGUUUGACGGGGCUGAGGGCGAGAGCGUUUGCUAGUCCGCAACGUAGCACGAGUAGCAAAGUCGGCGGAUUGACGCCAGCUGCAAGGGCGUUGUUAGAUAGGAGCACGAGGGGGAUCACCCCGACGACGGAGCGUCGAGACUUGACCACUCCGGCAGCAACGCGGCGUGAAAACGAGAAGAGGAUCGCAGAUCGAAGCUGGACACCGACCCCUCGACGAAUGCCUUGA
Messenger RNA from Sporisorium graminicola, 1713 nucleotides. RefSeq lists its product as uncharacterized. The record is from RefSeq and is a predicted model, not a curated record. Lineage: Eukaryota; Fungi; Basidiomycota; Ustilaginomycetes; Ustilaginales; Ustilaginaceae. Gene Ontology annotation, cellular component: catalytic step 2 spliceosome. The transcript has a single exon. Bases 1 to 1713 code for a protein of 570 amino acids.